AUAUCUGUUAGCAUAAUGUUGCUACGGAAGUUGACAAAGGGGCUCUAUGAAAACAGCACGCAGUGUCGCGCUCCGCCCUCAGUCUCUCAGAGAGGAGGUGAAGGUACGAGCUCCUGCGGUCUGAUUGCUGUCACUAUGGCCCGUGUUGAAACAUCCUCCAGCAGGCCGUACCACCUGGUUAUCUUCGGAGCCUCGGGGUUCACGGGACAGUUUGUGGUGGAGGAGGUGGCCCGGACUGCGUCCGAGGGUCCGAAAGGGAACCUGAAGUGGGCCGUGGCAGGCAGGAGCAAGCAGAAACUGGAAAAAGUUCUGGAGCAGGCCGCCGGAGUCCUCAGUAAGCCUGAACUGAGGUCAGAAGUGGACAUAAUUGUGGCAGAUGUAGAAGAGCCAGACUCCCUGGCAGCCAUGUGCAAACAGGCUGUGAUUGUUCUCAACUGUGUGGGGCCUUACAGGUUCUAUGGUGAGCCAGUGGUCAAAGCCUGUGUGGAGAAUGGAGCACACCAUAUUGACAUCAGUGGAGAGCCUCAGUUUCUGGAGAGCAUGCAGCUGGAGUACAACAGCCCGGCAACUGAAAAAGGUGUGUACAUCAUAGGGAGCUGUGGAUUCGACUCCAUACCUGCAGAUAUGGGAGUCCUUUACACCAGGGACCAGUUCAAGGGUACACUGACUGCAGUGGAGAGCUUCCUGACUCUCAGCUCAGGAGCUGAUGGCGGAUGUAUCCAUGAUGGCACUUGGCAGUCGGCCGUCUACGGUUUGGCCGACAGCCACAAGCUCCAGAGUCUCAGGAGGAAGUUUAAUCACAAGCCUCUCCCUACUGUUGGCUCUAAGCUUAAACGCAGGGGAGCCUUGUUCUUCAGUAAUGAGAUCCAGCAGUAUACGGUGCCCUUCAUGGGCUCUGAUCCCUCCGUUGUGAAGAGAAGUCAGCGCUUCUUAGUGGAGGAACAUCAGGCCACACCAGUUCAGUAUGGAGCGUAUGCAGGUAUAGGAGGUAUCGGGAACAUUAUCAAGCUGAUGUUUGCUGGCAUGAUGUUCUGGUUCUUGGUCAAAUUCAGUUUUGGACGCAACCUGCUCAUCAAGCAUCCAGAGUUCUUCUCCUUUGGACUCUUCUCCAAGGCCGGACCAAGUAGAAAGCAGAUGGAGGCUUCAUCUUUCCAGUUUGCCUUCUAUGGAGACGGCUACACAGAGGGACAGGACCCCUCCCAAGGGAAACCUAACGGCAAGAUCCGCACACUGGUUCAGGGACCAGAGUGUGGAUAUGUGGCCACGCCCAUUGCCAUGGUACAGGCUGCUCUAACAGUCCUCAACGAGUCCACGGCCUUGCCCAAGAAGGGAGGAGUAUAUACUCCAGGAGCUGCCUUUGCAAAAACCACACUCAUCGACCGCCUCCACAAACACGGCAUCCAGUUCUCUGUCAUCUAAAGUUUGUCCCCCUCUCUGAUGCAUUACUCCAAGUUUUUCUCAGCACUUACUAAUAUGCAUCGUAACAAGAAGUUUCAGAUUAAGUUCUAACACCAUUUUUGAUGGUACUUUCGGCGUUCAUCCUUUUCAUUUGGUCAGAAAACAUGGUCAUUAAACUUCUGCUUGUUGGACAAAUAUUGUAGCUGGUAUUUGGUUGGCUUUGUGUCUUUCAACACAGACAUUUAAGAACAAAAUUGUUAAAUUGCAAUUUAUUCACUGUGCACAAUCCGGUGAUAUAAGGGAAAACAUGCGAAUGGCUGUUUUGUCAUACCAAAGAUUAGUAAGUGACAUUUUGAAAUUAAAUCAUCUAACCGUGUACUCAUCAAAUGAACAAAUUCUCUAAUACUGUAGCCACAUCAUCUGGAUAAAAAUAGUUAGAUGUUGAAAUCAGUGGUACAGAUGUAGUGAACUGUACUAAAAACGUGGAGUGUUCUAAAAAAAAAAAAAAAAAAAAACACUGACUUGGAAAUACUGUCAGCUGUAAGUGUGUAUGAAAAAUAAUCUUUAAAUUGUUGUCCUUGUAACAUACAGUAGCUUUAUAUGCAAAAGGGCCUUACUCACUAAGUAGCACUCUCUUGGUAGCUGUAAACGUGUUGUUCUGGUUCAGUGGAGUAAAGCUGUCAACAGAAAAUGAAGACCUGGUGUGUGUGUGUGCACGUCCAUGCUUACCUUUGCUGGGCUGGCCUGCUUGCUAAAAAUCCUGAUUGCUUUGUUUUUGACAGUUAAUAGUUGCACUAAAUCAUCCUACUUUCUUGAAUCUUUAUUUUUUUGUAGCUGAAUGUUGCAACAAUUCACCUAUCCAACCGUUUGCUUCUGAGCCUUGUCAGAAAAUGCAUCCAGUGUGCACAAAACGGCAUCAGUUACUGUAUGAAACUCAACAGAUUUAGUGAAGUUGUUUAGUUGUGUUUCUGUGGCUUCUAUAAACUGGAAUAGUUUCAUCCACAAAGAUGAUGUCGUUGAUCUCAGUUCAGUUCGAGUGUUGUGCACGUGACGAGCUAUGUUUGGGGGUUCUGUUUUCGUGUGCUUUGCUUUGUAUGGGCUUCAUAAAUAAAGCUCUGCUAAUAGAAA
This is a messenger RNA of Micropterus salmoides (largemouth bass), 2526 nucleotides long. RefSeq names its product saccharopine dehydrogenase-like oxidoreductase. Lineage: Eukaryota; Metazoa; Chordata; Actinopteri; Centrarchiformes; Centrarchidae. The coding region runs from base 16 to 1419 and encodes 467 amino acids. Gene Ontology annotation, cellular component: mitochondrion; plasma membrane; lipid droplet. The transcript has 12 exons. Gene Ontology annotation, biological process: glycolipid biosynthetic process. The record is from RefSeq and is a predicted model, not a curated record.